UUCCUAAUCACACAUCCAACAGUUUAACUCGGAUCCUGGCCGGAAACGCACCACCUCCUGCAAUAUUAUGAACUCGCAGGAGCCGAGCCGGGUGAUAAACUGUAACAGAGCACUAGACUGAACACGGAUCCGCGCUCGGACCAUGAAAAUGUAUGCCUGGAUAACGCAGACCAUCGCUUUUGCAUCCUUCGUCCUAUCUUGGGCUGAAACCAUCGAAAGCUACGGAGAGAUUUGUGAAAAUCUCUGCUCCUGCGAAGAGAAAGACGAAGUGCUGGUCGUGGGUUGUGAGAACAGCGAGAUCAUCAGCCUGCUGCAGAUCAGUCCGCCGCGGUUCUCUGUCUACCAUCUCUUUCUAACCGGGAAUCUGCUCCAUCGACUGUACUCGAACGAGUUUAUUAAUUUCACUGGGGUUGCUAUACUACAUCUGGGUGGCAACGAGAUACAGGACAUCGAAGCGGGCGCUUUCAACGGGCUGCGGGCGACUCGGAGGCUGCACCUCAAUAAUAAUAAAUUGGUAGCGAUACGAGAUGAUACUUUUUCUGGACUGGAAAAUUUGGAAUAUCUCCAGCUAGAUUAUAACUACAUCAGCUCGAUCGAAGGCGGUUCCCUCAGUAAACUACACAUGCUGCAAGUCCUAAUACUGAACGACAAUCUCCUCAGCACCUUGCCCAGCAACAUUUUCAAACACGUCCCUCUCACCCACCUUGACUUGCGGGGCAACAGGCUCAAGAUGUUGCCCUACGCGGGGCUUUUGGAGCACAUGGACAGAGUGGUCGAACUGCAGCUGGAGGAAAACCCCUGGAACUGCACCUGCGAUCUCAUAGCUCUCAAGGCCUGGCUGGAGAGCAUCUCUUACACUGCCUUGGUCGGGGAGGUUGUUUGUGAGACGCCUUUCCGGCUCCAUGGCAGGGACCUGGACGAGGUCGCCAAGCAGGAACUAUGUCCCAGGAGAUUGAACAUGGACUCGGAUUGGAAACCCGUGCCCCCUUUGACCACACACGGUUAUUUCUACACCACUCCAGCGCCGGCAACCUCCUUCAUUACUUCUUCGCCUGUAUCCAAGUUCGCAGCCAAGGCCCCUAAAGGCACUCGCCUCCCCAAAGUACCACGUGUGCGCGCCACCUCCAAGGGCCCCUCCUUAAAAGAAGGAUACAACUAUGGUCCAAUUUUCGCCUAUCAGACCAAGCCUCCUGUGCCUUUAGUGUGCCCUCGCCAAUGCACGUGCAACAUGCAGAUAUCCGACCUCGGUCUUAACGUUAAUUGCCAGGAAAGAAAAAUCGAAAGAAUAUCGGAGCUGGAGCCAAAGCCCUAUAAUCCCAAAAAGAUGUACCUCACUGGGAAUUACAUUCUGACCGUGCGACGCUCCGAUUUCUUUGACACGCCAGGAUUAGAUUUACUGCACCUUGGCAACAAUAAAAUAACCGUGGUUCAGGACCGUGCUUUUAUGAACCUGACACAUUUGCGCCGACUUUAUCUCAAUGGUAAUUACAUCGAAAGACUCACUUCAGAGAUAUUUGACGGCCUGCGAAGCUUGCAGUAUCUCUACCUAGAGUACAAUGCCAUCAAAGUGAUAGUGCACGGCACCUUUCGGCCGGUGCCCAGUUUGCAGCUGCUCUUUAUAAAUAACAACCUGCUGAGGGCCUUUCCCGGGGAUAUCUUUCUUGGUUUGAAUUUGACCAGGCUCAGUUUGCGGAGUAACCGUUUCACCUCCCUGCCUGUGGUUGGAGUCCUCGAGCAACUUAAAUCUUUAAUACAGAUCGAGCUGUACGAAAAUCCCUGGGAUUGUACAUGUGAUAUAGUGGGCAUGAAGCUUUGGCUGGAAAAGUUUAAUACUGGCACGCUUAUAAAUGACGUGAUCUGUGAAUCGCCCAAAAGGUUCGCAGGAAAAGACCUGCGAACGAUUAAAUCCGAUAUAAUCUGCCCCGAUUACUCAAAUGUAGUGGUGUCGACUCCCAGUCCCUCCGUUACCCAGUCCACAGAAAUACCCACCACCGCGGCCACCCCGCUUCAGUACAUCUCAGACACCGGCUCGGUGCCGCUCUCCGUCCUCAUCCUGAGCUUACUUUUGGUUUUCAUCACAUCCGUGUUCGUUGCCGCUGGCCUCUUCGUGGUGGUGAUGAAACGUCGGAAAAAGGCCCAGAGCGAUCGGGCCAGCACCAACAACUCGGACGUGAGCUCCUUCAACUUGCAGUACAGUGUUUACAGCCACAGGUCGGCCCCCAAAGCCAAGGGUCCAGUCAGUCAAGUGUACGAGUACAUCCCCCAGCCUCUGGGACACAUGUGCAAGAACCCCAUCUACAGAUCCAGGGAAGGCAAUGCAGUGGACGACUACAGGGAUUUACAGGAGCUGAAAGUCGCCUACAGAAACCACCCAGAGGAGGAGAGGGAGAACCAGCUGAGUAGCCCCACAUACAGCAUCAGCGUCAUAGAGCCACAUGAAGAAAUCUCCACAGUGCAAGAUGUAGAUCAUUUCUACCGUGGGAUUUUAGAACCCGAGAAGGUGUCGCCCAGUGGGAACAGUGUUGACUAUAAUUAUGGCAGCCCACCAAACUAUAAUUACUCACCAAACUAUGAAGUUAGACGUCAAUAUUUACAUCCAGAAGGGAUGAGGGAGACGGUGCUGUAUGGGGCACCCAGUAAUUUAUAUGCUGAGCAAAUUAGAAAUGACUAUCUGGAACUCAAGGCAAAGUUUCACGUUGAGCCAGACUACCUCGAAGUUCUCGAAAAACAGGCCACGUGCAGUCAGUUCUGAGCCAGAGAGUUGUUUAUAUACAGUAUUUAUUUAUAAUUAUCUGGGUUUUUUUCUCUCUGGUUAGCAUCAAUGUUUGAGGUGAAAGUGCAUUGGCACCAGAUUGUCACCUUGAACGGAUAUUUAAACAAGGGGUGUGCAGCACAAACACAUGUCCACUGAAACAUUUGAAUUUGAUCAAGGAUCCAAGGAGUUCAACUGAAGGUGUUAUGAUGGCAGUAGGUAUAAGUAAUCGUUUUGGGUGUUAUUGCUUCUAAAGGGACGUUGCGGUCUUAUUAUCUUUUGGGCUACAAUAUAGUUUUUAACUAAAGUGGCAUUACAUCUAAAGUGUGCUGGUAAGAUUGUUGUUUCUUCACAACACAUUUAUUCAAGUUGAACAUUUUAGUUACAAAAUGGACCCGGUGAACUGCUUCUCAUCACAGAAAAAAAAAUCCCAGGAGUUAACUCCAACCAAAGCAUUUUGCUUAUUCCUAGAUGACAUCAAAAAUAGCGCAUGAUGUUCAGAAAUCCAUCAGUACAUUGCAGCUUUGCUGCAGGACAUAAUAUACCUGUUGCAGUUGAUCUCUGUGUGUUUUAGAUGAUGUACAAUGCACAGUUUCAGUUUGGUUCUAGCUUCAGCCGUCUUUAUAAUUAGGAUCAAAUUGGCCUUCCAGCAAACCUUUGAGGGACUAGCACACCCCUAAUAUUAUUAUGAAGCUCUUAUACUUUAAGUGGAUGUCUUUGUAUGCAUUCUGCACUUUUAAAUUAGAAAGAGACCUCAGGGUCUUUAAUAUUCAUCUCAGAGUUGCACAAAUCAGUGAGUGCACUGGGGCCACGCAGGGCUAUAUGAUGGAUUGUACAAAACUGUAUGUAUUGUCUGUACACUUAAAGGGGGAAAAAAAACUGAAAGGGGUAGUUAUAUUACACCACCAGGUGUUCAAACUGGCUAUUUGUGUGACAUAUUUUUUUUACAUACAAUAUAUAGUUUAACAAAAUAGAAAUUAUAAAUGCAGUUGAAUUAAAAAUAGCAAAUUGUUUUAAGUGGCUAUUUAAAGCCAAAUAAAACAAAAAUACAUUUAAAAACAUUCGUCAGAGAGCAACAUUUUAACAGGGUUUACCAUUAUUCAUUUUAACAGGGUUUACCAUUAUUCAUUUUAACCAGUUGUUAUCAUGGAGUUGCAGUUUUUCAAUUAACCAGAUUUCUAUCAAGAUUUCUGGUAUUCUGCAACCAGAAUAUGAGUUAGGGGUCAGCAGAAUGAUGCAUUUAUCAAGCAAUUUUAGUAAAAGAGGCAGUCAAUAUGAGAUCUGGAAUACUGUUUGAACAGUUUGCAUUAACAUCCCCAGUAGAGGUCUCUACAAAUAUAUGCCAUUAGCUGGUCAGUAUUUAUUCAGUAAUUUUCUAUAUCCAUUGGUUUUCCUCUUUAAAAGUAAUCACCUUGCAUUCAUAUGGGAUUCAAAUAGUUAGGCAUUCCACAAUAUUCCACUCCAUAUUUGUUUGAAUUGAUUGAAAAUCUUGAUUUUCAUAACACUGCUGUGGUAUUUAAAUGUUGUUUCACUGUUCACCACAAUUUUCCCACAUAUAUAAUGUGUGAGAAUUGAUACUGAGUUAAUUUAAUUCAUGAGAUAGUACAUAGCAUCUCCAUGAACUAUGUAGUAAAGCAGGUUUUCAUUUUGGUAUAGUUUACAUUUAUUUAUUUAAAAUACUUUUCUGGGAGAUUUGGCUAAACGCAGAUAUACCUCAAGUAUUUCAGCCAGAAAACAUAAGCAGUUGAAAUACUCUUUGAAAUCUGUCAAAUACAUUUAAAAUAGUUUCUCAUGGAAGUCUUAUGAAAACAAUAUUUAAGUCGAUGACAAAUCACAGCCACUAAUGGUAUUGGAAUUGUGAAAGAUGUUUCAUUAAAAUGACAUCUGAUUUUUUUUUUUUUUAAUGUCAUACAUAUUGUUUCUUUCUCUGAUUAAAUUAUCUUAAUGAUUCAGUAAACCUUUCUCACACUUGCUUUUUUGUAGAUAAUUAACUAUCAUGGCUAAGCCUAAGAAGGAUCCAGGCCUAUGCUUGUGGGAAUUAAAUGUCAGGAUAAUAUAAAUCUAUUGUUACUCAUUAUGAUUUUUUUUUUUUACUGCACACUUAUGGAGAAUAAAAUGCAGGCGGAAGUUCCUUAGAAAUAAUAGUUUUGUUGCAAAUUUACAGGCAUUCUAUUUGCUCGGCCCAGGUGAAAUACAGCAGCAUAUGAUGGAAAUUCAGACUUCUCUCUUUCCUGAAAAUAUUAACAUUUUAUUGACGCACUAAUUGUAUCUCAAAUAUAAAAAAAUCACAGUAUUUAUUCUAUUUUCUUCUUGGUUGGUUUUAUUAACUUUGGUGCAAUAAAACACAACAUAUUUAUCGCAUCCUCACCAGAGAUAUUGUUAAGACUAAUAAAUCACAAUGUAUGUUUGUUAAAGGAGGAAGAGUUUUGAAUGUUCUUUUUAUUUACUUGAACAUAAAUGUAGAAUUACCUCACAUUAAAAUUAUUUCUGGGAAACCUUCUACUUACACAACUCAGAUAGGAUGGAGCAUCUGAAUUAUUGAAUCACCAUACAAGAGUCAGUGCUUAUUUGGCAUAUGCCCCAGAUAUCAAAUGGAACAGUGAAUUCCUUAUUUGCUGCAGCUUUACAGACACUUUCUAAGCAGAAGAAUGCUUUGAAUGCCAGAUGGAAUCCAGUGUUUCUAUUUUACAUUCAUAAAACAU
This is a messenger RNA of Leucoraja erinaceus (little skate), 5454 nucleotides long. It is a transcript of the gene slitrk5, whose product is annotated as SLIT and NTRK-like protein 5. Gene Ontology annotation, molecular function: protein binding. The transcript is spliced from 2 exons. Gene Ontology annotation, cellular component: membrane. The coding region runs from base 143 to 2752 and encodes 869 amino acids. The record is from RefSeq and is a predicted model, not a curated record. NCBI's taxonomy places the organism in Eukaryota, Metazoa, Chordata, Chondrichthyes, Rajiformes, Rajidae. Gene Ontology annotation, biological process: regulation of presynapse assembly; axonogenesis; positive regulation of synapse assembly.